Thrips palmi is the source of this 1393-nucleotide messenger RNA. Its product is annotated as zinc carboxypeptidase-like. Bases 1 to 1296 code for a protein of 431 amino acids. The record is from RefSeq and is a predicted model, not a curated record. Gene Ontology annotation, molecular function: metallocarboxypeptidase activity; zinc ion binding. The transcript has 10 exons. Gene Ontology annotation, biological process: proteolysis. NCBI's taxonomy places the organism in Eukaryota, Metazoa, Arthropoda, Insecta, Thysanoptera, Thripidae.
AUGGCCGCCGUGCACCGGGGCUGGGGCGGCCGGGUGCCGCUGCUCCUGGUCGUGGCGGUGGUGGCCGUGCGGCAGGCCGUCGGCAGGCAGGCCGCGGUGGUGGCCUUCAAGGACCACAAGGUGCUGCGCAUCGUCCCCGCCACGGACAAGCAGCUGCAGAGCCUCCGGCAGUACCUCGGCGCCAACCCCACGCUGGACGUGUGGCUGGACCCCACCGUCCCGGGCUCGCCCGUCGACGUGCACGUGUCGCCCGCCGACGCCGUGGCCUUCAGGGAGUACCUCGGCCGCCAGGAGCUCACGCACAAGGACAUGAUCCCCGACCUCGGCAGAGUCGUCGACGAGGAACAGCGGCAGAUGCUGGACGCCAAACGGUCCAACCCGGAGUUCGGCUGGGACAACUACCACACCCUGGAGGAGAUCUACAAGUGGAUGCAGAGCCUGGUGCGCAAGUACCCCGACGAGGUGACGCUGGUCGACGGAGGCCGCAGCUACGAGGGCAGGACGAUCCUCGGCGUCAAGAUCAAAGCCGUGGAGGAGGACGCCCCCGUCGCCUUCAUCGAAGCGGGUAUCCACGCGCGUGAGUGGAUCACCCCCGCCACGGCCACCUUCAUGAUCAACGAGAUCCUGACGCGGAGCGACGAGGAGUUCAGGUCGGCCGUGCGCGCCUACGAGUGGCACAUCUUCCCGUCCACCAACCCCGACGGCUACUACUACACCCACAACGGGAACAGAUUAUGGAGGAAGUCGAGGAGCAAGUUCAACUACAUCUGCUACGGCGCUGACCUGAACAGGAACUGGCCGUUCCACUGGGGAGAGACCGGCUCCAGCUCGUCGCCGUGCUCGGAUGUCUACGCCGGGGUGCGCGCCGGGUCCGAGGCCGAGACCAAGGCCCUGCGGCACUAUGUGGAUGCCCUCAUGGAGAAGCCGAACCCGCUUCGAGUGUACAUCAGCCUGCACUCGUACAGCCAGCUGCUCAUGUUCCCCUGGGGGUACACUCUGAACCUGGCCGCGGACCACGCCGACCUCGACGCCGUCGCCCAGGCCGCCGCGCAGGCCGCCAGCAAGCGCUACGGCACCAAGUUCAGGCACGGCCCCAUCGCCAGGACCAUUUACGCGGCCUCGGGGAGCACGAUCGACUACACCUACGAGAAGGGCGUCAAAUUCCCAUUCGUGUAUGAACUGCGGGACACGGGGGAGCACGGUUUCUUGCUGCCGAAGGACCAAAUCAGACCGGCUGCUGAAGAGGCUGUGGAUUCCAUGGCCGUCAUCGCUGCCGAAGUCUUGAAAAGGAAGUGAACGUGACUGGUUCAACUAUGGGUGACAGAGGCCACUUUUGACAGCGCGAUCUAUUACACUAUAAUGACCAAUUUGAAUAAAUUAUUUUUCUCUUUUA